This is a messenger RNA of Halteromyces radiatus, 1095 nucleotides long. RefSeq lists its product as uncharacterized. The record is from RefSeq and is a predicted model, not a curated record. NCBI's taxonomy places the organism in Eukaryota, Fungi, Mucoromycota, Mucoromycetes, Mucorales, Cunninghamellaceae. The transcript is spliced from 6 exons. The coding region runs from base 1 to 1095 and encodes 364 amino acids.
AUGGAACCGAUCGUACAUUAUAAUGGCCCACAUCAUAUUUUGGAACAAUUGCCCGAUGAAAAAUGGCAAUGGAUUAAACAACCUUCCCUUGCAGAAUCUCAACAAGGCUUACAAAAUCCUUUGGCCAAUUGUCCAACAUCUAUUGUCCUCCGCAAGCCUCAUCGACCAUUUUCACCAGUAACAUCGCCUACUGAACCAUUUGAAAUGAAACCAAAAGCUACUUUCUAUUUAAGAGUGAAAAUCAAAGAGGAAACAUGCAUGAGUGGUUAUGCCAACAGUGAAAGAUGUGGCAAACAUAGUGUCCAAGCCAAUUUGGAUGAAACCUUUUUAUUUGAUGUUUCUGAAGCUUGUACUGCAACAUUAAGUAUUUAUUCCCAACAUAAACCAACUUUAUUUUAUUCAAGAUCACAUCAUCAUCAUCAUCAUCAACAACAAGAUAAUUUUGUAGGCAGCCAUGUUUUCCAAAUUCGUAUGUCCCCUGCACAAAAACAUGUGCAAAGACAUAUGAUUACGGAUCCAACUACUGGUCAAAGUUAUCAAGUAUUAGUAGUAUGUGGUAUUUAUGUCAGUCAUCGAUCUCAAACUAUGGUCAAUAAUUCUUUAUUACUUGAAGAUUAUUUAACUGUACAAGUAAGAGGAACAUUUACACCGAGAUUGGAAAGAUUUUGGGCAGUAGUAAGAGGUGUUCAGCUUGAAUUAUAUGAUUUUGAUUUCAGAGAGACACGACCGCCGAUCUAUGUGAUUCCUUUACAUACUUUAUUGGAAGCUUAUCAUAAUGAUAUAGAAGAACAAGAAGAACAACCAAUUGGAACAGGGGGAUUGAUUUUACAAUUCUCCGAAGAGACUCUUGAUUCAGCGUAUCGACGUAGUAUUCUUGAUCAUCCUGAAUUUGAGUGUCGUAUGUAUGUAUUGGCUGAAACAAUGCAAAGAUCUAAAGAAUGGGAACAUGUCUUGAAUUAUAUGGUAUCUAUUUUUGAUGAAUGUCGAGAGGAACAAGUGGGUAAUGAUGAUGAUAGUAAUGAUGAUGAUUAUGAUGACGAUUUUCCAUCAUAUCAACAACAUGGUAGUAUAGUGCCUACUAAGUUUUUAUGGUAG